ACGCUCCUCGCAGAGAGGGCAACUCUCCUCGUGUCGCUUAGCGUGGGCGGAGCUUAGAGGUCGGAUUUAUAAAAGUGUCACGCCGCUCUGAUAAAGGCGCACAAGUUGUUCCCCGUGCCUGGGUGCUGCUUCUGUUUGUCGGAUCGCGAGACGAUUGCCGCACCAUGCCUGAGACAACGAGCCAACCGGUGAUCCGCAGCCACUUCGUGAGCCGCGUGACGAGCCUGCCGGCCGUGUCGACCGCUCUGGACACUGCUAAGCAGUCCUACAACCACGUCAAGGACCGCAGCGGUCUGCUGGGUUACACGCUCAGCACGGCCGAGAAGUCGGCCGCGUACGCCGUGGGCCACUCUCUGCCCCUGCUGGAGAAGUUCGCCCGCCCCAUAAACUAUGUGGACAACUUGGCCUGCAAGGGUCUCGACCGCAUCGAGCAGAGCUACCCGGCCGUCAAGCAGAACUCGCCGCAGGACAUCAUCAAGGACGCGGCCUCGUUCGGCCUCAAGAAGUACGUGGACGCGCGCGACUACGGCGUCAGCCUCGCCUCGCACGCGGUGCACGCCGUGAGCCACCCGCGCGAGACGCUGACCAACGCGUACCAAGCCUGGAGCCAGCAGGCCCGCAAGCAGACCGUCAGCGCGCUGGCGGCAGCUGAGGACACCCUGGACAAGGAACUGGCGUCCUUGGGCGUCUCGGUUGAGCAGAGGCAUUACGAGCCGGAAGGCGAGGUGCCGCGUCGCGUGGCAAGUGUGGUGCAGAAGUCGCGCCAGUACGUGUCGCUCAAGGGUCAGCAGCAGUACGAGCUGUUCCAGCAGCGCGCCUCGCAGAUAGCCACCCAGCUGCAGGAGGCGCUCGGCCUGCUGUCCAAGAUGAAAGAUGGUCUCCUGGACGGAAACAAGAGCUUCAAGGACAUCCUCGACGAUCUUCACUCGGACGCCGCGUGGCUCAAGGCCCUACUCAACGACCCUCAUCCGGAGACAAUCAAGACCUUGCCCGGCAAAGCCCUGCUGAUGUCUCAAAACGCCGUUCACCAAGCCGUCACCGUCGUCACCGAGCACUCGAAGCUGGCCCGCGGCAUCCAGGAAACGUACGCCAAGAUCUCACCCGAACUGAACAAGCGGCUCGCCCCCAUCGGUCACCUCGCCAACGAAUCUGUCGCCAAGGUGUACGCACAACUUUCUCACCUCACGGACAGCUUGCGUCAGACCAUCGAAGCACUGCUCGGUCACCUCCCUGCACUGCCUUUUGUGCAAAAGCCAGUUGAAGAAGCAAAGAGCACGGAAGAGGAUGACGACACGAGCUCGACAAAUUCGGAGAAUUAGUUAAUAUAUCAUUAU
Rhipicephalus sanguineus (brown dog tick) is the source of this 1334-nucleotide messenger RNA. Its product is annotated as perilipin-5. The coding region runs from base 165 to 1319 and encodes 384 amino acids. Gene Ontology annotation, biological process: positive regulation of triglyceride storage; lipid storage. The transcript has 5 exons. Gene Ontology annotation, cellular component: lipid droplet; cytosol. Lineage: Eukaryota; Metazoa; Arthropoda; Arachnida; Ixodida; Ixodidae. The record is from RefSeq and is a predicted model, not a curated record.